CAGCUGAGUAGGCUGGCUCCAGCUCAGCAUGUAGCAAAGUAACAAGCUCAGCUGAUGCAAUGGUUUCCAGCUGGUGGCCUUGGAAAUCCUUUCAUAAAAAGACGAAAGAUCUUUUUCUUCUUCCUAAGGUGGCUUUAGAACUAGAAAUUGCCUACGGUCCCAGAGUCAGAAAGAUUUUCAUCUGUGAUGAUGGCAGACUUUACAGGGGAACACAUGUGGUUACAAACAGGACAUGAACUAAGCUUGAGGACACUACUAGAGGGUUCAGGUUAUCAAGAGGAACUGAAGUAUGAUUUUAAUGAAAAAGGGGAACUGAGGCAUCUGGAUACAAAUGAAUCCUUUGUUUUCAAUUACUACAAAAACAGCCACGAGAAGAAUCAUGAACGCUAUGAAGUUUUAGGACAUAUGAUUACCCAGUAUGUUUAUGAGCUCCUGGAAAGAGUCUGCACGCUGCAAAAAGUUUAUAUUCCUUCUGAUGCUGCGGAGGAUGAACCAAGAAGUUUCUUUUUUAUGAGUGAGAAAGCACUAACAAGUUCUUCUAGCAUAAUUGUCCUUCUUCAGGAUCAUGGAGUUUUUCGUGCUGGCCAGUGGGGGCAAAAGACAAUCAUCAGUGAGGGCCUGUACCAUGGAACACAAAUACCGUUCAUCAAAAUGGCCCUUCAAAGCCACGGGGGAGUGAUUGUACUGAAUCCCAAUGACAAUCUCAUUGACUUGAAGACUGAAAGGGAGAAGCUAAGCUAUUCUACCAGAGUAGAAUCAGUGACUUGUAUGCAUUCCUGCCAGUGGAUCCCCAAGCGGUGCACCAGUAGCCCUGAGGAGCAUACCAUGUAUGUAUGGGAUCAUUUCAUUUCUAAAAGUGCAGCCAAGAAUGUGGCUUUCAUUGCCCACGGCUAUGGUGGUUUGGUGUUCAUUGAUCUGCUCGUGCAGAGAAAAUGGGAAGUGAUGAAUAAAGUGUUUUCUGUGGCAUUCAUCGAUUCUAUGCACAAUAUACAGCAUCAGGUUAGAAAUGAUCCACAGAUACAAUGGUGGAUACAGAAACACUGCUGUGAAUGGGUAUCAAACAAUAAGCCUUUAGGUAAAGCUGUAGGCUCCCUUGUCAAAGUGAAUUGUCCAACCGUCUCUGCUGGAACUGAAAAGUAUAGCUUAGCACCUUCCUACUGCUUGCAUUCUGUCUUUAAGUACCUGAACAGCACCCUGAAAGCCAAGACCACCACAGCCUUUACACGUUCACCUAUUGCAACCCGAAGCAGCAAAAGUUGGUAAACAAAGGUAUACUGACUUGGGAUUGAUAGUAAUCUCUUCUUUUCAUAACCAUCCCUGCAGCUAAGAUCCUUCACUAUGGAGAGACUUACAGUUUUAAGUUUGAAGACACUUUGUUUUUGAGAAACACAAAAAUAGAAGUUAACCAUGAGGAAAGAAAAUGCCUUCUUGAAAGCUUUAGUCAUAUCCCUUCAGCAAGCUGUGAAAUUUAAAGCUGCACAAAAUAAAGAUGUUAAUGUAUAU
Messenger RNA from Meleagris gallopavo (turkey), 1503 nucleotides. Its product is annotated as putative protein ARB2BP. Gene Ontology annotation, cellular component: nucleus. NCBI's taxonomy places the organism in Eukaryota, Metazoa, Chordata, Aves, Galliformes, Phasianidae. Gene Ontology annotation, biological process: regulatory ncRNA-mediated heterochromatin formation. The record is from RefSeq and is a predicted model, not a curated record. Gene Ontology annotation, molecular function: siRNA binding.